GGGAGGAUGGGGGCUGGUGGAGAGGCUGGCUACAGCAGAGUUACAACAGCGUACGAGACAAGUCUGCAGAGGCUUUGGAGUUUAUGAAAAGAGAUCUAUCAGAGUUUUCCCGGGUCGUGCAGCAUGACACAGCUUGCACUAUUGCUGCCACAGCCUCUGUUGUCAAAGAGAAACUGGCGGUGGAAGGAUCUUCAGGAACCACAGAAAAAGUGAAGAAAGGUCUUUCAGAUUUUCUAGGAGUCAUUUCUGACACAUUUGCUCCAUCCCCUGAUAAGACAAUUGACUGUGAUGUUAUUACACUGAUGGCCACACCUUCUGGAACAACAGAGCCAUAUGACAGUACUAAGGCACGUUUAUACAGUUUGCAGUCUGAUCCAGCAACAUAUUGCAAUGAACCUGAUGGCCCUCUUGAGCUGUUUGAUGAAUGGUUAACCCACUGGGACUCAGAGCAACGGAAAGCAGAAAUAUCCGAACUUCUAGUUUCAAGCCCUUCAAUCCGCGCGCUCUACACCAAAAUGGUUCCUGCUGCUGUUUCUCACUCUGAAUUCUGGCAAAGGUAUUUUUAUAAAGUGCACCAGCUUGAGCAGGAAGAAGCAAGGAGAGAUGCUCUGAAACAAAGAGCAGAGCAGAGUGUUCAUUUUGAAGAGCCGAGGUGGGAGGAGGAAGAAGAGGACUUUAUUGGAUCUGGAUCACCACGUGUUUCAAAUAUUGAGAAGUUUAGAAUAUCUUCAGCUGCCAUUCCAGCCCUUAAUGUGCAAAGCAGUGCUGAGGAGCCAAACCUACAGUGCAAAGAAACUGUUUGUGUGACAAGCCCCUCUGAGAGCAGUGAAAGCAUCUCCCCAAUCACUCAGAUUGACAAUCCUGCUUACCAUGGACCCAAAGCUCCAGCUGAAUCCUCUGCCAUUCCAUCUGAAGUAGCUGAUGAGCUACAAGAUGACAAAUCAGAAGUGAACUUAGUCCUAGUCUCCGAGGAACAUUCAGUGGCCAAAGUCAAUACACAGAGCUCCAUUCGAAAAGAAGAACAGCCCUCUGAUCUUCGUGUUUUUGAACUUAACAGUGACAGUGGCAAAUCAACACCUUCUAACAAUGGACAGAAAGGGUCCAGUACGGACGUCAGUGAGGAUUGGGAGAAGGACUUUGAUAUGACAGAAGAGGAGGUACAGCUGGCCUUGUCUCGUGUAGAGGUGUCUGGAGAGUUGGAAGACGAAGAUUGGGAAAACUGGGAAUAA
Staurois parvus is the source of this 1229-nucleotide messenger RNA. The record is from the annotation of a GenBank genome assembly. NCBI's taxonomy places the organism in Eukaryota, Metazoa, Chordata, Amphibia, Anura, Ranidae.